Messenger RNA from Onthophagus taurus, 1684 nucleotides. It is a transcript of the gene Nop60B, whose product is annotated as dyskerin pseudouridine synthase 1 Nop60B. Gene Ontology annotation, biological process: snRNA pseudouridine synthesis; box H/ACA sno(s)RNA 3'-end processing; mRNA pseudouridine synthesis. Lineage: Eukaryota; Metazoa; Arthropoda; Insecta; Coleoptera; Scarabaeidae. Gene Ontology annotation, molecular function: RNA binding; pseudouridine synthase activity. The record is from RefSeq and is a predicted model, not a curated record. Gene Ontology annotation, cellular component: box H/ACA snoRNP complex.
CAAAAUCAACCAAUCAGGACAAAGAUACAACAAACCUAACCUCAAUAAAAAGCGCCGCAGUAAACUGCACGUGUUCGUGUUUUAUGAUGGCGGAAUCAGAAACAAUAGUCAAAGAGAAGAAGCAUAAAAAAUCGAAGGAUAAACACCUUGGGGAAAUCCAAAAAUCGCAACAUUUCCAGUUGGAAGCUUCAGAUAAAAUAGUUAAAUUAGACACAUCUAAAUGGCCUUUACUAUUAAAGAACUUUGAUCAUCUCAAUGUGAGGACAAGCCAUUAUACCCCUUUACCCUAUGGAUCAUCACCUUUAAAACGUGAUAUAUCAGAAUACAUUAAAUGUGGUUUUAUUAACCUUGAUAAACCAAGCAAUCCCAGUAGUCAUGAGGUGGUUGCAUGGAUCAAGAGGAUUUUAAGAGUUGAAAAAACCGGACAUUCAGGAACUUUGGAUCCUAAAGUUACAGGUUGUUUAAUAGUAUGUAUCGACAGAGCAACACGUCUCGUAAAAUCCCAACAAUCGGCAGGAAAAGAAUACGUUUCUGUCUUAAAACUUUUCUCAGCAAUCGAUGGCGGUGUUCCAAAAGUAGUUCAAGCACUCGAAAGACUGCGCGGCGCUUUAUUCCAACGACCCCCAUUAAUAUCCGCUGUAAAACGACAACUCAGAGUGCGUACAGUUUACGACAGCAAGUUGUUUGAAUUUGAUGAAACGAGAAAUAUGGCUGUAUUUUGGGUAAGUUGUGAAGCUGGAUCUUAUAUCAGAACAAUGUGUGUUCAUUUGGGUAUGAUACUUGGUGUUGGUGGUCAAAUGGUUGAAUUACGUCGUGUUCGUUCUGGUAUUCAAACAGAAUUAGACAACAUGGCAACAAUGCAUGAUAUAUUAGAUGCUCAAUGGUUAUAUGAUAAUCAUAAAGAUGAAUCAUAUUUAAGACGUGUUAUUAAACCUUUAGAAGGGUUACUUAUAAAUCACAAAAGAAUUAUUAUGAAAGAUAGUUCUGUUAAUGCAGUUUGCUAUGGUGCUAAAAUCCUGUUACCGGGUAUUUUACGGUAUGACGAUAAUAUCGAAUUGAACCAAGAAAUUGUUAUUGUAACGACAAAAGGUGAAGCUGUCGCUUUAGCUGUAGCAUUAAUGACCACAGCCACAAUUGCCAGUUGUGAUCAUGGAAUUGUGGCGAAAAUAAAAAGGGUAAUAAUGGAACGGGAUACAUAUCCAAGAAAAUGGGGUCUUGGACCAAAAGCUAAACAAAAGAAAAUGUUAAUAGCUAAAGGUCAAUUGGAUAAAUAUGGCAAACCAAAUGAGAAUACCCCAAAAGAAUGGUUAAGUGGAUAUGUUAAUUGGGCUGUACCUGAACAAAAAGAAACAAAAGUACCCAAACAAGAAAUUGUAGAUGAUGAAGAAGAGGGUAGUAAAAAACGGAAGGUGAGUGCGACGGAAAAUGAAAGUGGUGAAGUUGAAACUACACCAAAAGAAAAAAAGAAAAAGAAAAGGAAGACGGUUGAAGAAGUGAGUGAAGUAGCUGCUGAAGAAACUCCUGCUUCCAGUGAAGAACCGGUUGAAAAAGAGAAAAAGAAGAAGAAAAAGAAAGAUAAAAAAAAGGAUUUGGAUGAAUAAUCUUGUUUUCUGAUUUAUUAUUUUAUCUUAAGCUGUAAUAAUGUUUCAAAAUCAAUCUAAAAGAAACAAUGGAAUAAGAAUUA